UACCCAUCAUUUUAUGCUCACAAAAGUUAAUUUAUAGUAUUUUUAAUUUUGUGUUGUUUUUAUUUUUAGUCUGUGAUAGCCUAUAAUAAUCAGUUUAUGUUAUUUAUGCAGUUAAAAUUCAUUGCUGUGCCCAGUAGUGAGUUCACAAUGAGCAAACAAACAUAAGUUUGAUUUUGUCUUCUUUGUUCCCCAGAGAGUUAUCAUGACCCCAUGACCACCAUUAAUAGUGAUAGAGUGUCAAAACAGUGACUAUUUAGGUGUAUUACUUUUUUCAAAACUUUUACAGCUUUUACAUUUGACGCACAGUUCAACCUUUCCUGCACUUGUAUUAAAGGCAAACAGAAAUUGAAAAGAGUUCUCGGCUUUUAACACAUUCAGCAGCUAACAAAAAAACCCUACUUUCUUGGCUGAAACCGUUUUUAAAGGUGACUCAGCUGUCUGGAGUUUAUCAUGUUAGCUCCAGGACUGGUUUAUUUUUAUCCUUGCGCUGUUGAAGCUCAUGUGUCACCCUGGGCCACUUAAAGGUUUAUCACAGGGGUCUAUAAGGCCUCCACUGAUCGCAGAUUUAGGAGUCAGAGGGAGGCCUGUAUGUGUGUAUGAACACAUUCCUGGGCUUUGGACGAGAACACGUGGAGAGACAUUAUCGCAAAACAGGACAGAGCGUUUACAUGCACCUCAAACGACAUGUCAAAGAGAAAGCCACAGGAGCUGCAGGAGGCGCCAUCCCCAGACGAAGAAAUGGAAAAGUGUUUCUUGACUUAGAGCUCAACCGUGAUUUUAAUGGAGAGGACUAUGAAUAUGAGGACGAGGCCAAGCUUGUCAUUUUUCCAGACCACUUCGAGAUCCCCUUGCCAAAUAUUGAGGAGUUGCCCGCUCUGGUGACCAUCGCCUGUGACGCAGUGCUCAAUGCACCAUCAGCUUACAAGAAACAGGAGCUUGAAUCCUGGGAGGAGGAGAUCCAGGUGUCCAGACAUGCCAGGAGCCUCAGACAGCUGGAUAAUGGGGUCAGGAUCCCUCCCAGCGGCUGGAAGUGUCAGAAGUGCGAGAUGAGAGAAAACCUGUGGCUGAACCUGACGGAUGGUGCAGUGCUCUGUGGGAAGUGGUUCUUUGAUGGGAGCGGAGGCAACGGCCAUGCUCUGGAGCACUACAAAGAGACCAACUACCCCCUGGCUGUCAAACUGGACACCAUCACACCAGAUGGAGCAGAUGUCUACUCGUUUGAGGAGGAGGAAGCUGUUUUGGACCCCCACAUAUCAGAGCACUUGUCACACUUUGGAAUAGACAUGCUGCAGAUGCAGAAAAGAACAGAGAAUGGCCACCACACAGACAACAGCUCCCAGCUGCGGGUCAGUGAAUGGGAGGUGAUCCAGGAGUCGGGCAUGAAGCUGAAGGCGGUGUUUGGUUCUGGGUACACGGGCAUCAAAAACCUGGGAAACAGCUGCUACCUCAGCACAGUGAUGCAGGUCCUCUUCAGCAUCCCAGAUUUCCAGAGAACGUAUGUGGGAAAUCUUCAGAGGAUAUUUGACUAUUCACCACUUGACCCCAGCCAGGACUUUGCCACACAAAUGGCUAAACUGGGACAUGGACUGCUCUCAGGCCAGUACGCCAAACCACCCAUGAAAUCUGAGCUCAUUGAACAGGUGAUGAAAGAAGAACAGAAGGUAUUAAACUGGCACCAGCAGAAGGGCAUCUCUCCACGCAUGUUGAAGGCCCUGGUCAGCAGGGGACAUCCAGAGUUUUCCUCUAACAGACAACAAGAUGCCCACGAGCUCUUCCUGCACAUGAUCAACCUGGUGGAGAGGAACAGCGCGGGCUCCGAGAAUCCAAGCGAUGUCUUCCGCUUCCUGGUGGAGGAGCGAGUUCAGUGCUGCCAGACACGUCGGGUUCGUUACACUCAGCGGGUGGACUACUGCAUCCAGCUGCCAGCCCCCAUAGAGGCGGCCACCAAUCGCGAGGAGCUGCUUGCGUACGAGGCCAAGCGGAAGGAUGCUGAGGAGAACAUGCGGGCUCCUCCUGAGCCAGUGAGGGCCCGGAUCCCCUUCACCGCAUGUGUGCAGGCCUUCACAGAGCCGGAAAACGUCCCCGACUUCUGGAGCUCAGCGCUGCAGGCCAAGUCAGCUGGAGUCAAAACGUCCCGUUUUGCCUCCUUCCCAGAGUAUUUGGUUGUGCAGAUCAAGAAAUUCACAUUCGGGGUUGACUGGGUGCCAAAGAAAUUAGACUUGGCCAUAGAUGUCCCAGACUUUCUGGAUCUGAGCCGGAUGCGGGCCACAGGGCUGCAGCUGGGUGAAGAGGAGCUGCCUGAUCUCAUGCCUCCCAUUGUGCUGCCAGAAGACACCAGAGAUAACUCCAUGAGCUCCAUCGACUCUCCAGAAAUAGACGAGACGGCAGUAAUGCAGCUGGCAGAGAUGGGCUUCCCGCUGGAGGCCUGUAGGAAGGCGGUCUACUACACAGGAAACAUGGGCCCCGAAAUGGCCUUCAACUGGAUCAUAGCCCACAUGGAGGAGCCGGACUUUGCAGAACCUCUCACUCUGCCCUCUAUGAUUGAUCCUGGUCCCUCCACCAGCGACAGCCCCAUGGGUGCCACCCCGUUUGGCAGCUCACCCCCUGAGGAGAGCAUCGCCAUCCUCACAUCCAUGGGCUUCCCCCGCACUCACAGCAUCCAGGCACUCAAAGCCACGAACAAUAACCUCGAACGAGCACUCGACUGGAUUUUCACCCACCCAGAGGAGGAGGAGAGUGACGCCCUGUCAGACAUGGCUGACACGGAGCCCAACGACAACGCCUUCUCCAACGCAAACUCACACAGCGACUCCACGCUGUCCCCAGACAGAGACACGACGGGUCCGCGGAUCAAAGACGGACCAGGACGUUAUGAGCUCUUUGCUUUCAUCAGCCACAUGGGAGCAUCAACAAUGUCUGGUCAUUAUGUUUGUCACAUCAAAAAGGAGGGAAGGUGGGUGAUCUACAACGACCACAAAGUGUGUUUGUCAGAAAGGCCUCCAAAAGACUUGGGCUACAUCUACUUUUACCAUCGACUGUCUAGCAGUUAAACUAAAGUUACCCCCCACCACCACCUCCACAGUGCAACCUUUUAAAGAACCGCAGUCUUUCACUCCGAAGACUGGCAGACAAGUGUAAUAACAGCCACAGCGGAAAUGAUGGAAAGAACCUCUCAGACCGGCUGCUCGCCUUACCGUGACGUCAUUCAGUGAGCAGCCGGGAUCACUGGUCAGAAAGGGAAAGCGAUGUGCUUUUUUGUGCAUUUAUGUUAUGUCAUGCUUUAAAUGUAUAUUUCAGUAUUUAUGUUUAAGAAAAGACAUUUUCUGGAUUGUGGAGAUUCAGAGGGAUGUGUGCAAUUUCUACUUCUGGAGUGCUCUGUACACAAAAUAAUGUUGCAUAUCAACUCUCAUUGUUCCUUCUCUAUGCCUUCAGCCACUGUGCCAGGAUUUUCAAAGUGGUACUUUUUAUAAAUUCAUAUCGAAACAGGAGUGUUUCACUGCCAGCCCUUAAAUGCUUUGAAAUUGCAACAAACAAACAAGAAAUGACUGUGCUGCUGGUGGUUUUGCAUUUUACAUUGAAAUGCAAAAGAAUGUUUCUCAUGCAGAGGAAAUUGAUAGGACACCAACAUUCUUGAAGGAGCGCACCAGGAAAGCUACGAGUUGGUGUUAAAAUACAGUGGCUCAGACAUGUCCCAGUUUUACCUGGCGACGACCUCCAACUUUACUGUCCGAGUUGUCGCGAAACAAGUAUUUUUCGUUCCCUGAAAGCACUUUUUGACUAAAUCCAGUUCAUGUUUUGCACUUGAUGCGGCUGAUGUGGACAUUUUAUUCACCAGCUGUAAGCAAUUGAAUGUGAUAUCUUAAACUCCAUCUUCAGUACAGCUGAGCUGGUCAUUAGUCCAAAAACAUCACAGUAUUAAUGAUGCCUAUUGCAGACAAAGCUGUGUUUACUGUAAGAUGGCCAUCAAAUCACCAGUGUACACAUAAGUUAUAUAGGAGUCCUUAAUCCUGCUGUGAAAUUCUUUCAUUAAUUAUGAAUGCCUGAAUUGCAAAAUAAUUGCAAAGUAGGCAGGACUUUUCCCCUCAGCUGCAGAUGGUCCAGUUUGGUCCCUUUAUCACGUUGACAGAUUCAGACUAUGACCUAAAACUUAGGAUGAAUGUUUUCUUUGACCUGUUGUCACUUUAAAAAAAACAAAAAACAAAAACAGGUCAGUUAAUUCAGUUAUGCAUCACGUAAAGCAAUAUAUGCAUCACAACCAAAUCUACUCUUGAACCUGCUGUAUGAUAAACAGUGUACAAUGAGCUGCUUCUUCUCUAAAAUGUGCAUUCUUGAACUAUCAGACAUGUUGCAGUGGUGAUUGUACAGCUUCACGGUGCUCACUGCAACCAAAACCUCCUGUUCAGUUUUAAUACUCAGAAACCGCGGUGAACGAGGAGACCGGCCCUGUGCUGUUUGGUCACUGUAACCUCAUGCUGGAUUAUCCAUCAACUCCAUACUCAUUUAUCUCCUCCCUGCGUUCAUAAUGUGUCGGACACAUCGUCACAAACAUCUCAUCAUUCUUGUUGAGGUUCUCUCUUUAAAACUGAAGCUACUUGUACGCGACGUAGAACCGGGUUUGAAUCUGCUGCAUAAUAUUACAAAGUGUUGGCAUUUCAAUGACACAAACUUUAAUUUCCAGUUUGGUGACUCUAGCAUGCUGUGAAACUGUCUUUCACUCAAUUUUGCACUUUUGGGUGCAUAUUUUAAAGGGGAGUUCUGCUGCUAAAAGGACUUUCUGAAGUUUACAGUGUUCUGCAAAGUCAUAAAUGUGAUGUUCAAGGGGAAUACUUUGACAAUAAAUGGAUAUUUGUGAGAGGGCUGAAAGAAAAGAGAUGGUAUAUUUUAUUGCAUCUCUAUUAAACAUCAAAAACUGUGGAAGAUGGUGAAGGAAAAUGAUUGUCCUUAAAAAUGUCCUUCGACAUUUGCAUUUCAGGAAAGUCAUAGUGUCUUUAUUGAAAUGCAAGCUGAUGUCUCCAGAAAAAUAUCUAUAUGGAAGUGUCCAUCUUUGAGUGAUGCUCCCCUUUAACGACACUGUGCCUAGACAUCACUAAGUUUUAUUCAAUCUCGACCCCUCGGCUUCAUCAGAUACUACUUGAUAAACUGCUGCAGUGAUCAUUGUCUAUGCAGCGGGGAAUUUAAAAGGUCUCUCUAUGCAAGUCUUGUGUUUCUGCUGUUCUUCCCAUAAAAAGUGUUUUGUUAGACACUAAAUGUGUCCUCAUGUAAAACUGUGGUCGAAAAAUCUGUUUUUCUGCUCUUCGUCAUCAGGAAAUGGGUGAUAAACUUAAGAUGUUUAGUCAUAAAUGUCUUCAGGUAUUCUGUGUAAUUCAUUUUGUUCCUCAGCACCUUUUGUUCUUCCACACCUUGCUUCUUUGUAUUUUUGUCUUUUUGUUUCUGCUUUCCCUCCAGUUUGGUCUCUUCCAUUCUUUCUCCUCUACAUUGUUAAACCUUAAUGGUUCAGUUUGUCACCAAAAAAACAAAACAAAAAAAAAAAAACAACCUUUUUCACUGUCAGCAUGUGUGCUAGACGUUGACAUUUAGUCAUUUGGAUGGUACAGUUGUACUUUUGUGAGUUUUAUUCUCCUUUUUAUUUCAUUUAACUAAAUGUCAAAAAGGUUUUUCACUUGUUUUUACUCUGUUGCCUUUUUUGCAAACAAGUUUGUGCCAGUCCUGUAGUUUUCAUUACAUAGCUUUCCUGAAGGGAUGAUUUUAAGUUGACUUUUGUAAUGUAUUUAUCCAAAUAUGGCUUAGGUGUAUGUGAAUAGAGUAAUGACAGUAUACUCAAUGGCACUGUUUACUUAAGAGGUUUGGAUAAUUUAAUAAACUACACCUUUGUUGAGACCGGGUUUCUUUGAGAAGGGACAACAAACUGCA
Molecule: messenger RNA, 5910 nt
Organism: Scatophagus argus
Lineage: Eukaryota; Metazoa; Chordata; Actinopteri; Scatophagidae
Gene: usp13
Product: ubiquitin specific peptidase 13
Exons: 21
Coding region: 597-3050 (817 amino acids)
Biological process (GO): protein deubiquitination
Molecular function (GO): protein binding; zinc ion binding; cysteine-type deubiquitinase activity
Source: RefSeq, a predicted model, not a curated record